Molecule: messenger RNA, 831 nt
Organism: Desarmillaria tabescens
Lineage: Eukaryota; Fungi; Basidiomycota; Agaricomycetes; Agaricales; Physalacriaceae
Product: bola protein
Exons: 4
Coding region: 70-387 (105 amino acids)
Cellular component (GO): mitochondrial matrix
Source: RefSeq, a predicted model, not a curated record
AACGCGUCGCUGACCAAUAACGGGAGGAGGCUGACUGUCCAGUUCUCGGAGUCGAGGCCCUUUCCACCUAUGCUGUCGUUUACCAGGCGGCUCUUUCCUGCUGCCCGCCACUUGCGGUCGUUGACGACGGCGACUACGCCUCCUACGGAUCUGUCAGAGGGAGAGCAGAAUAUCUACUCCAAGUUGUCGCAGAAAUUUUCGCCGUCACAGUUGCAAGUGCAAGAUGUAUCGGGCGGUUGCGGGACGUUUUAUGCCAUUACUAUCGCCUCUCAGUCUUUCAAAGGAUUGCCUAUCGUGAAACAGCAUAAACUCGUGACGGAGACGCUGAAGCAGGAAAUAGAGGGCAUCCAUGGUCUGCAGAUUAAAACGAUUCCCGUGGCUUCCUGAAUUACUGUGUAUGUACGACGACUCCAAGCUCAAUUGCAAGAUACUGGAUCGUACUAUGCGGCGGACGCAUCCAAUGUUACCAAUCCCUCGCCAGUCUCCGUUGCUCUCUAUUUCAAUCUAUAAAGUCGCACUAGCGUAACGGAGUCCCUGUUAUAGAUUUCUCUGUCUGGAUCAUCCAUAACCUGGAAUCCAACAAAACUUAGAUCAAAGCAGACAAGUUACAAGAAACUAUCACCUGUUCCCAUGUGAACUUUUUCUUCAACAUCGCGAAGAAUCGUUUAUCAGCCUUGCGUCGUUUCUUGUAACAAAACAGUAUUUCUGGUUUCUUCUCGUAAAUAUCGCAUAGUGUUUGGACCAGGAGUGGGAACACUGGCUCAAAAUAUACACAGUCGGCUGCAAGAACCACGUCCGGUGCAGGUAUAUCGGCUGGUAUCGGAUCCCCCC